Messenger RNA from Conger conger (European conger), 1236 nucleotides. RefSeq names its product RWD domain containing 1 (gene rwdd1). Gene Ontology annotation, molecular function: protein binding. Bases 107 to 829 code for a protein of 240 amino acids. Lineage: Eukaryota; Metazoa; Chordata; Actinopteri; Anguilliformes; Congridae. The record is from RefSeq and is a predicted model, not a curated record. The transcript has 7 exons. Gene Ontology annotation, biological process: cytoplasmic translation.
CACUCGAUUUUCCCCAGGCCUCUCUUGCCACUCAUCACUGACUUAACUGAUGUAAGUUUUUCUGUAAAUACAGUGCUAAAUAAUCGAUGGACAAUUGCGGGCGAAAAUGACAGAUUACGGCGAGGAGCAACGGAACGAGUUGGAAGCUAUUGAGUCUAUUUAUCCUGACUCAUUUACAGUACUUUCAGAAGACCCUGUGAGCUUCACGAUCACCGUAACCUCAGAUGCAGGGGAAGAUGAUGAAACGGUGGAAACGAUGCUGAAAUUUACGUAUGUGGACAAAUAUCCGGAUGAGCCGCCACUUUAUGAGAUAUUCUCUCAGGAAAAUCUUGACGAGGCAGAUGCUGGGGACAUUUUAAGUUUGCUACAGCAACAGGCUGAAGAAAAUCUGGGCAUGGUCAUGAUCUUCACCCUGGUGACUGCUGUGCAGGAGAAACUAAAUGAAAUAGUCGACCAGAUAAAGAAUAGAAGAGAGGAGGAGAAAAGGAAACAAGAGGAGGAGGCAGAGGAAGCUGAGAAGGUGGCCUUCCAGGGUACUGUAGUAACAAUUGAGAAUUUCCUGUCUUGGAAAGCCACAUUUGAGCAAGAUAUGGCAGAGCUGAAGAGGAAGAGACAAAAAGAGGAAGAACAGUCUGGGAAGACUAAGCUCACUGGGAAACAACUUUUUGAACGAGACCAUAACCUUGACACUUCGGAUAUUCAGUUCUUGGAUGAUGCUGUGAACAGUGUGGAGGUGGAUGAGUCUCUGUUUCAGGACAUGGAUGAUUUGGACCUGGACGAAGAUGACCCAGACUUUGACCCUGUGGGUCUAGGGAGUGAUGAUGACUAGAGAGCGGAGUGAAAGCACUAGAGCUUGGAAGCAGUCUCCAUUGGGAGGUCACAUGACCGCUGGCUCCGUUCCAGAUGUGAACUCUGCUGCCCAUUGGCUGUCAUCAGUAAUGACAUCACUUUAUAAAACGCAUUCUUACCCAAUUGUUAAAAUCACUGGACAACACUUCCUUUUAUCUUUAGCCAUAUAUGCAUUCAAUUAGCUACUAAACCAAGUAUAAAUUCCCUUCAAAUUCUUAGUGAUGUUUGAACAUGCACCUGAUUUGGACGGCACUCUUGGGGUGGCUCAGCUGCUGUGGACUUGUAGCCAGCAGGGGGCAGCAGUACUCUGUCCCAACCAUGGGAUCACUGCUUAGCGCAUAGGAAUAGUGUUUGCGCUAAAUAAAAAUGGUUGUUUCCUGAAACAAA